GUCCUGUACUUCUCGUGGAGAAGUAUCCAUGUGCUGUUUUCAAUAUACUAAACACCACAUUAGCUCACUUGUUUCGGCUUCACCAGACCACUUGGUUUUUAUAAUCUCACCGUCCACUCCAUUUACUAACAAAGUAACACUAACAAAACAAAAGUGAUGAGAAAUAAAUAAAUAAUAAAAGUUUACAGCAAAGAAACUCUUAAAAGGCAUCUUCCCCCCCUUUAUAAAUCACAAAUCCCAUGCAUAUCUCAUUCAGACAGGAACACACCCCACAGGCCAAAUUUCCAAAAAAUUAUAUUUUGUCCAUUGAUUUCCUGAAUCCAAAGAAUGGCCCCGGAAGCUGUUCAGGCAACCUCUAGAACUAUCGAGCCAACUUCAAGUCCCCGGAUUUCUUUCUCUGCUGAUUUCCUUGAUGAAAACAACUUCAUUUCCAUCAACCCACAUUCUCAAAAUGAAGAAAACGGGCAAGACAAAGGGAAGGAGGCCAAGGAGUGGGAGAAAGACAAGGCAAGAGCUGCAGAAUUUGAGUUCCUUUCAAGCAACGUGAGCAGCCAUGCCAUGUUGACAGCGGACGAGCUUUUCUUUGAAGGAAAGCUGCUUCCCUUUUGGCAAAUGCAGCAUUCCGAGAAGCUCAACAAAAUCAGCCUUAAAACCAAAGCUUCUGAAGAGGAAGGGGAGGAAGAAGUUAACAAGGAGGAGAGUAGGGUGAGUUGGUUUGUGGACGAUGACCCAUCUCCAAGGCCACCGAAAUGUACUGUAUUGUGGAAAGAGUUGCUGAGGCUGAAGAAGCAGCGCGCUUCUUCUUUAUCCCCAUCGUCUUCUUCCUCUUCAACAUCGUCUUCUUCGAGCUCGCUGGCUGACAUAGCUACAGCAGAAGAAGGAAAAGAAGGGUCUGGGAAUCGAGAUAAGCAUGUGAAGAGGAUAAAGAAAGGGUUGGAAAGAACAAGAUCAGCAAGCAUUAGGAUAAGGCCAAUGAUAAAUGUGCCCAUUUGCACACAAGUGAAAAGCAGCGCACUGCCUCCUCUGUUUCCCCUUAAGAAAGGAAGAUUAGAGAGGUGAAGCAAACAGAGCCAUAGUCGAGUUUGAUCUGGAAACUUAGGCUUGAUCAAUAUGUUCAUUUGUUUUUCAUUUCAUUUUCAAAUUUUAAACCCCUCACCCCACCCCUUUUUUUAUUUUUAUUUUUUUCUGUUCUUUUACGUUUAGAUAAAUCUUGAAUAUGAUGAGUGGUAGUCGGAUGUAUUACAAUGUAAAUGUUGACUAGUAUUUGUUGGUUAUUUCAUCAACAAAAAUAACUUUAUAAAUUUACUUUUUCCUUUAAUCAGCUAGAGUUGCAUUUCGUCAGGAUCUAAUCGAUUAGCUGGUGGAAAGUGAGCAGUCAUACCACAUGCAGGAUGCAGAGUUUGCGAAGUUUCAGGGUCCCACCCUGAAACAUCAGCCUAAGGAGUCUGAUCAAUGGUCUAACACCUAUGAAUCUCAGAAUUAUUUUUGGCAAAAGCAGGAAAGAUCCGGAAAAGCAAAUGCUUCUUUGAUUCCCCAUUUAUGCGCUUUGAAAGGUGCUUUGCUUCAGUGCAUCUGAGCAUUAUAGCACCAAGUAUCCAUCCUAAUUUCAAUUUUGUUUUUAUGCCAUUUGCGAUGGAGAGUUGAUUGGUU
Theobroma cacao (cacao) is the source of this 1650-nucleotide messenger RNA. RefSeq lists its product as uncharacterized. Lineage: Eukaryota; Viridiplantae; Streptophyta; Magnoliopsida; Malvales; Malvaceae. The record is from RefSeq and is a predicted model, not a curated record.